Molecule: messenger RNA, 1136 nt
Organism: Corticium candelabrum
Lineage: Eukaryota; Metazoa; Porifera; Homoscleromorpha; Homosclerophorida; Plakinidae
Exons: 2
Coding region: 101-985 (294 amino acids)
Source: RefSeq, a predicted model, not a curated record
UUACGUUAGUCGCACACGCGAGUCUCUUGCCUCUGAAAGGAAGCGUAAAUACUUGGUCAACUAUAGUGUUGCUGUCAAAACGAAGAAAGGCUGUGGACAGAUGUCUUUAUCAAAACUCAAAGACGUUGUAGCAGGGUCCAAAGCUUCCCUAACCAAGGGAGUUAAUGCUGUUUUUGAUAUGUGUGCUCGAACCACAAAAGCGGUUGAAGACCUCUUGUCAGCUUUGCAACCAGAUCAAGCCUUGGCCCGAUUGCUUUUGAGUGACCUGAAACAUUUGCUAGAUCGUUGUUGGCAAGCAGCCAAGAGAGCAAGAAGACUGUUUCGAGGACUAGUAGACAUUGCUGCAGGUCCACUAGUUCGUGAAGCGAAACGUCAACUAGACGGUGAAUCAAUAGACCGCAAGCUGUUAGAAAAGCUUGUGAAGAGGGUUUGUACGAGGCUGAAGUUAGUAAAAGAAUCAGUAGGGAGUUUUAAACAGUUGGGUGUACACAAAAGUAUUAACGCAGCAGAAGCAGAAGUGCGGGCUCUCCAUGGUCGGAUACAAAGUGCUAAAAAACUGCAAACAGGAGCGUUUGUUAUAGCGGUUGUGAGUGGAGCUGCUGGUCUCAUUUUGUGCACUCCCUCACUGACUGCUGCAAUCAUCGGAGCAAGUGUGACCACAUCAGCAGUCAAUAAUUUUCGUACAGUUCUUGGACUGGGACAGGAGUCAAAUGCUGAGGUGUCAAAAAAUGUCGAAGAUGUUGUAACGAAUCUACAGAAGCUGCUCGCUGAAUUUCAGAAAGUGUACGAUGACUUCCGGAAAGUUGAUAACGAUAUGGACGAUAUAGACAAGAAUUCCCAAGACAUUGAAACUGACACUACUUUCUUGCACCCAAGAGUUUCAGCAACAGCAGACAGGAUUGAUGAUCUGGAAGAAAUGGAAUACCUUUCUGCACUUAUUAGCGACCUGGAAGAGAUGCGAAAAGAUAUGCAAAAUGAUGGCUAACUUUGAACUUUUACUAAAACACAAGACAGAAUUAAGCCGAUAGUAUUCAUUUUGAUGUUUGUCUUUUGUAUUCAACUGUUUUUAAACUUUCUGUUGACUCGUUUGGAUAAGUGCAUGCGUGUUUGUGUAUAAAACAAUUUUGUUUGUUGUG